Molecule: messenger RNA, 1660 nt
Organism: Girardinichthys multiradiatus
Lineage: Eukaryota; Metazoa; Chordata; Actinopteri; Cyprinodontiformes; Goodeidae
Product: mitochondrial folate transporter/carrier-like
Exons: 7
Coding region: 9-965 (318 amino acids)
Biological process (GO): folate import into mitochondrion; nucleotide transport
Cellular component (GO): mitochondrion
Molecular function (GO): FAD transmembrane transporter activity; folic acid transmembrane transporter activity
Source: RefSeq, a predicted model, not a curated record
CUUUUAGGAUGAGCUCCGCACCGAAUCACGGUAACGUUACAGAGCCAGCAGGGUUGCCCAGCAAACCUGUCUCCGCCGUCCAGCAGGUCUUCAGCCAUGUGAAGGUAGAAAACCUGGUCGCGGGACUCAGCGGUGGAGUGGUGUCCACUCUGGUGCUUCACCCGCUGGACCUGGUGAAGAUCAGGUUUGCAGUAAGUGAUGGGCUGGAGUUGAGACCAAAGUACAGUGGUAUACUGCACUGUAUGAAGAGUGUGUGGCAUCAGCAGGGGUUGAGAGGUCUUUACCAAGGGGUGACCCCCAACAUUUGGGGCGCUGGCGCAUCUUGGGGUCUCUACUUCUUAUUCUACAAUGCAAUCAAAGGCUACACAAAGGAAGGGCGUCAGACUGAACUAAGCCCAGCAGAGCACCUGGUAUCGGCAGCUGAAGCAGGUAUCCUAACUCUCACCAUAACCAAUCCCAUCUGGGUCACUAAGACCCGACUGGUUCUGCAGUACAGCGCUGACCCGACUAGUAAGCAGUAUAAGGGGAUGGUAGAUGCCCUGGUUAAGAUCUACCGCUACGAGGGCGUUCCAGGGCUUUACAAAGGUUAUGUUCCUGGUCUGUUUGGUACCUCUCACGGUGCUCUGCAGUUCAUGGUCUACGAAGAGCUCAAAAGAGACUAUAACAAAUACAAGAAAGUUCCCUCAGAUGCAAAGUUGAAUGCUCUGGAAUACAUCACAAUGGCUGCACUAUCCAAAAUAUUUGCCGUAGCCACAACGUACCCAUAUCAGGUGGUGAGAGCUCGCCUGCAAGACCAGCACAACAGAUAUAGUGGAGUUAUAGAUGUCAUGAGACGGACGUGGAGAAACGAAGGAGUUAUGGGCUUCUAUAAAGGCAUCAUCCCAAAUUUGAUCCGUGUCACCCCGGCCUGCUGCAUCACCUUCGUGGUUUAUGAGAACGUAUCCCGCUUCCUUCUUGGGACAUAAUGAGAGAGACUGAGGAGCCCAGUGUGGACAGCCACACAGGCUCCAUGCUCCUGCUGAAAUGUUGGAGCCACAUGGAGACAAAGAGGGGACUGUGUUCAGUUUGAGGAUCUCUCUUCAGUACGUGGAGAUGUGUAGAAGUGAGAGACAUUCACUUAGAUUUAAACCAGAAGGAUGCAGAUUGAAGCAACAGAGCACCUAACUGCUGGAUUCAUUUUUAUUUCAGUUUAAACUUUGGGUUCUCAGUGAAGCAUGAUGAAAAUAAGUCUGAUUUAAGCGCACAGUUAGGACACGGGGAUAACUUGUUUCAGUUUGCCCCUAUGGAGAUGUUGCUGCUGUGGUAAUGUGAUCGUUUGUUGUUUUUUUUUUUUUUUUCAAACUGGUAACUGGAACCCAGUAUGUUAUAUAGGAGCGUGGUGAAAUAGGUGUUUUAUCACAGAAUAAGUUAUAUUUACACUGUUUUCUGGCAACAGAAAGAUAAAAAAAAAACAUUUAAAGCUUGAUCAUCAGCAUCAAGAUCUUCUCAGGUCUCCAGUUUUAUGGAUUUGUUUUUUUAAUUAACCCUGUGUGAGCAGUUAGUUUAUACACACUUCUCCAUAAAGUCAUAAUUUGUUCGCAUAACACGAACUGAAUGUACCGUUUCAUGACAUUUUGUGCUUUAACCUUUGUGAACACAUUAAAUGUGUUAUUUUGACCCA